Clupea harengus (Atlantic herring) is the source of this 2296-nucleotide messenger RNA. It is a transcript of the gene slc47a1, whose product is annotated as solute carrier family 47 member 1. Gene Ontology annotation, biological process: xenobiotic detoxification by transmembrane export across the plasma membrane. Lineage: Eukaryota; Metazoa; Chordata; Actinopteri; Clupeiformes; Clupeidae. Gene Ontology annotation, molecular function: xenobiotic transmembrane transporter activity; antiporter activity. Gene Ontology annotation, cellular component: membrane. The record is from RefSeq and is a predicted model, not a curated record.
UCCCUCCCUCCCUCUCUCGGUCACUCUGUCUCUCUCUCUCGUUCUCCUUCUGGUCUUGUCUUCACGGGUGAAUGGAUACAGCGGGGACUCCAGAGGCCCUGGGAGUGGAGCCGGGCGCCGGUCAGCUCACCGAGGAGACGGCAGCCAGCAGUAAACUGUUCCGUUACGGCUGGCAGCGACGCCUGCUGCCCCUGGUCUACAGAGAGGAGCUCUAUCACGUCCUAGUCCUGGCAGGACCUCUGCUCGUCUCUCGCAUCCUAGACUUCCUCCUGCCCUUUGUCAUCACCAUAGCGUGUGGUCACCUUGGAAACGCACAGCUGGCAGGAUAUGGUUUGGCCUCUGUGACAAUCAACGUCACCACAGCCUCCACAGUGAUUGGCUUGACUUUGGCCUGUGAUACACUCGUCUCUCAGACCUUUGGCAGUAAGAACCUGAAGCGAGUGGGUGAGAUCCUCCAGCGGAGCACGCUGAUUGUACUGCUGUUCUGCCUGCCCUGCUGGGCCGUCCUCAUCAAUGCUGAGACCAUCCUGCUGGCCCUGUGGCAGGAACCAGAGGUGGCCAGGAUUGCACAGCUCUAUCUAAUGGCCUACUUGCCGGCUGUUCCAGCCAUGUUCCUGCAUUCGCUGAUGGUGUCUUAUCUUCAAAACCAGGGCAUCAUAUUGCCUCAGAUGUACACAGCUGCUGUUGCCAAUGUCAUCAAUAUUGCCAUCAACUACAUCCUAAUAUUCCAGAUGGAGCUGGGAGUAAAGGGUUCUGCUGUAGCCAACAGUUUGUCCCAGAUCAUCGUGUGCCUUCUGUUGUUUGGAUAUAUCCAUUGGAAGAAGCUCCAUCUGAAGACAUGGGGAGGCUGGUCCAAUGCAUCUCUGCAGGAGUGGGGUUCCUUCAUGCGGCUGGCCAUCCCCAGCACCCUCAUGACCUGCUUCGAGUGGUGGGUCUAUGAGAUUGGAGGCCUCCUCACAGGAAUGCUGGGUGGGGUGGAUCUGGCAGCGCAGCAUGUGAUGGGGGAGCUGGGGACUAUAUCAUACAUGUUACCUCUAGGAGUUAGCGUUGCAGUAGUCGUGCGUGUGGGGAAUGCACUGGGUGAAGGGAAUGAGACCAGGGCUCUGAUCACAUGUAAAGUUGCUCUAGUGCUCGUUGGGGUGCAGGCUGUGCUUCAGGCCAUUGUGAUUGCUCCAACCAAAUCUUUCGUUGCCUACAUCUUCACCUCUGAUGAGAGCAUUGUGGAGAUCGUCUCCAUGAAUCUGACUGUUUUCAUAUUCCUGCAGUUCGUCGACGGUCUUCUGUGCGUGAGCACUGGGAUCCUGGUGGGCUCGGGGAAGCAGAAGAUUGCUGCCGUGUCCAAUCUCAUUUGUUACUACUGCAUUGGUCUGCCAGUGAGCAUAGCACUCAUGUUCAAAGCUGACCUCCGAGUAUUAGGUCUGUGGCUCGGCAUGUUUAUUUGUAUCAUUCUGCAAACCUGCUUCUUUCUCACGGUCAUCUUCAAACUCGACUGGAGGAAGGUGGCUGAGGAGGCUCAGAAGCGUGCUGGGAUGAUUGGGAAGGUGACGUGUGUGGGGCCGAUGCCCCCCAUCGACCAGGCUGUGGUGGACGCGCUGGUGCCCGAGGCCUCGGAGUCCCCGCAGAAGAGCCCUGACACUGGGGCGACGGCUGCCACUGCGAGCUCCUGCUCUAAGGAGAACGGCUACACGGCGGUGAGCACUGAGGACCAGGGCCGGUUAGAGAGCGGGAAGGGUGGAGGGGAGGUGCAGACGCCACCACAACUCUCCAUCAAACAGCUUGUGCUGCGCAGAGGACUGGCUCUGCUGGCAGCCAUUUUGGCUCUGGCCGUCGGGGUGGUGAUCCACCUGGAAUACCCGCCGGAGCGGUUUCACAUCCAGCCGGCUAACUGGACACUGGAGUGGGGCAACAGCACAGCUAUCCCAACCGUCCACCCCGACCCCACUUCACCCUUCUGAGAUACAUGGAUGAGCCUCAUCUGAGUAACCUCUGAUCCUGACCAUAAAGGAUCUUUUUUAGGGGGCAUGUAUUUCAGUUGGUUUUUUUUUGGACCUGGUACUGGAUAGAAAACCAGCAGAUUUUUUGAUACAGAGGGUUCCAUUGUAAAGCAGAGGUGAAGGUUCCACAUAUACCUCUACACUCCAAUCCCUGUGGGCACACAACUCUUCAAUGCAGGGAAGGUACAGUGCCCUCCACAAUUAUUGGCACCCUUAGUGAAUAUGAGCAAAACAGGCUAUGAAAAAAUAUGUCUUUGCUGUUUAUCUUCUUGGUCUUUCACUCAAAAUAUUCACAAAAGUCU